This is a messenger RNA of Chelonoidis abingdonii (Abingdon island giant tortoise), 509 nucleotides long. NCBI's taxonomy places the organism in Eukaryota, Metazoa, Chordata, Testudines, Testudinidae. The record is from RefSeq and is a predicted model, not a curated record.
AUAUGUUGCGGCACACCUUAAUUCUGGCAUAUCCUAACUUCUGCAUGCGUGACUAUGCAAUCUUAACAUACCUUUUAAGAAAUAUUCAUCCCGAAAAGAAACAGAAAACAAAGGAGAACCAGAAAAUGCAUCCUGAUGAAGACCAUGGAAUGGAAAUAUACAAGAUAGAAUUUCAGCACUUUUUGGACAAAUGUACUGCAAUGUUGAAUUUACCUGCUGCUGCUCGAAGAUUGUUCACUGAAAAAGGCAUGGAACUCUUUCUUUUGAAAGGUCUUGAGAGAGAUGAGCUGGUGUAUGUGUCAUGUGGAGAACCGUGGAUUGACCCACACUUGACUAUGGCUCAGCACAAAAAACGUCUCCUACUCAAUAAUUUAGCGUCAGAUAUAUCUGCAAUUCGUGCCUACUGUAUCAUGCGUAACCCUGAAAUUACCAUUAUGGGCAGUUCACAAAUGCAACUCGUUUUCUGCCCAAGAGAAAUUGACUGGCUUGAAACUGACCGGUUUGAAACG